AUACCGGCCGCCAUUUUGACAUCAAUCGGCGCGUGAUGCUCCGAAGAUUUUGAUGGUUUCGUGCGAAUUAACAACAACUAUUGAAAUAAUCUCGUAUUGGAGGAGACGUGAAUCAUGGCGGAGUAUUUAGCGUCUAUCUUCGGUACCGAGAAGGAUAAGGUAAACUGCUCCUUCUACUUCAAAAUUGGCGCAUGCCGCCACGGCGACCGGUGCUCGCGUAUCCACAACAAGCCUACAUUCAGUCAGACAUGUCUGCUUCAGAACUUGUACGUGAACCCCCAAAAUUCUGCCAAAAGUGCAGAUGGCUCUCAUUUGGUCGCAAACGUAUCUGAUGAAGAAAUGCAAGAGCAUUACGAUAACUUCUUCGAGGAUGUGUUUGUCGAAUGUGAGGAUAAAUAUGGCGAGAUCGAGGAGAUGAACGUGUGCGAUAAUCUCGGUGAUCACUUGGUGGGCAAUGUGUACAUCAAGUUUCGUAGAGAGGAAGAUGCAGAGAGAGCUGUGAAUGAUCUAAACAACCGCUGGUUUGGCGGUAGACCGGUGUACGCUGAACUCUCGCCAGUAACGGAUUUCAGGGAAGCCUGCUGUCGUCAAUAUGAAAUGGGAGAAUGCACGCGUUCCGGAUUCUGUAACUUUAUGCACCUGAAACCCAUCUCGCGCGAACUGCGACGCUACUUGUACAGCCGCAAAAAGAGCGGCAGGGGACGAUCUAGAUCGCGUUCGCGCUCACGUGGUCGAGAUCGCAAACGCCGAUCGCGAUCGCGUGACAGACGAUCGAGAUCCAAAGAUCGUCGGAAAAGAGAUGACAAAGGUAGGGACGGCCGAUCUGGAAGAUAUUGAUUAUAGAAAAUUACGUUCGUACGAAUAUUCAUUCCAAGCGAUCUGGCAUCAUUUAACGGACGGACUUGACGUGCCCUUCUGCGUGCACUUCAGACGAAAAAAUGUCUUGUGUAUAUUUAUACGUGUAAUCGAUAGAGAGUCAUCAUUUAGUACUCUUUUCAUGUUAUGUCAAGAGUUUUGUUAAUAAUUUAGCGAUUCCGAAAUAAAUAAUCUAAACAUGUCUCUCGCGCAAUGAAAAAUAACAGACACAAAUAAAAUGUAAGCAUAGAAAUAUAUAUAUUUUUUAUUUCGUGUUA
Molecule: messenger RNA, 1133 nt
Organism: Solenopsis invicta (red fire ant)
Lineage: Eukaryota; Metazoa; Arthropoda; Insecta; Hymenoptera; Formicidae
Gene: U2af38
Product: splicing factor U2af 38 kDa subunit
Exons: 5
Coding region: 115-837 (240 amino acids)
Biological process (GO): mRNA splicing, via spliceosome
Cellular component (GO): spliceosomal complex; U2AF complex
Molecular function (GO): pre-mRNA 3'-splice site binding; metal ion binding
Source: RefSeq, a predicted model, not a curated record